AUCGUGGACUUCCCGGUCACAUAGCGGCCUUUGCCGUCUCUUCUCUUCCCCACCACCCCCCCCCCCCCCCCCCCCCCCCCCCCCCCCCCCCCACACCCCGCUCUCUCUCUUCGAUCAGUUCGAUAAACAUCAUCUCUCUGUACAAAACCCUGCAUAGACAUCGAGAAACCCCAAAAUUGACCACGAUCCCUUCAUGUCUACCCCUCGUCGAUCAAACUAGAGAGGGAUAGAGAUAGAGCAAUCUGAGAAUCGCGAGGGAAUGGCGAUUCUAUACGCGGUGGUGGCGAGGGGGACGACGGUGCUGGCGGAGUUCAGCGCCGUGUCGGGGAACACCGGCGCCGUGGCGCGGAGGAUACUGGAGAAGCUGCCGUCGGAGGCCGAUUCGAGGCUCUGUUUCUCCCAGGACCGGUACAUAUUCCACAUACUCAGAUCCGACGGCCUCACCUUCCUCUGUAUGGCCAACGACACCUUUGGAAGGAGAAUCCCAUUUUCAUACUUGGAGGAUAUUCAUAUGAGGUUCAUGAAAAACUAUGGCAAAGUGGCACCCUAUGCUCCUGCUUAUGCCAUGAAUGAUGAAUUUUCUAGGGUCUUGCAUCAGCAAAUGGAAUUUUUCUCCAGUAACCCAAGUGCUGAUACUCUCAAUCGUGUGAGAGGUGAAGUUAAUGAGGUACGCACUAUCAUGGUGGAUAACAUUGAGAAGAUACUGGAAAGGGGUGACCGAAUUGAGCUUCUUGUCGACAAAACUGCAACAAUGCAAGAUGGUGCUUUUCAUUUUAAGAAACAGUCUAAGCGUCUCAGACGUGCUCUUUGGAUGAAAAAUGCCAAACUCUUGGCCGUGUUGACAUGCGUGAUUGUCGUGCUUCUGUACAUAAUAAUUGCUGCUUGUUGUGGGGGAAUCACUCUACCAUCCUGCCGAUCAUGAUUUCCAACUUUGCCACUGUUCAUUUCUGCUGAGACAUGCACGUUGGACUUGGAAAAUGAUUUGCGCCUGAUUAUUGUGUCCCUUGGCUGUCUCAUGGUCCAAGGUGUGUUUGAUCUAUAUUCUUUCCAUCUUUCAAAGGUCCCCUUAGGUUAUUUCGUCGAUUUUCUUAUUCUUGUUGCAGUAGUUGGGCGGUUAUUGUGGGAAGUCCGAUGAGUGUUUAUGAUAGUAUCGUACAUCAUCUCUGUAUUCUGUAGGUACUAGAAUUUUUCUUUUUGUUUUAUUGAUUGUGGUCUAAGCUCAGAUUCUGCCUUCUGUAAUAUGAUAUCAUAUGUAUGGCCAUAUAAGAGCAGCGAUAAUAUCAAGAUUUGAUUCAAUUUGUUGCCAA
Molecule: messenger RNA, 1307 nt
Organism: Rhododendron vialii
Lineage: Eukaryota; Viridiplantae; Streptophyta; Magnoliopsida; Ericales; Ericaceae
Product: vesicle-associated membrane protein 714
Exons: 4
Coding region: 260-922 (220 amino acids)
Biological process (GO): vesicle-mediated transport
Cellular component (GO): membrane
Source: RefSeq, a predicted model, not a curated record